Molecule: messenger RNA, 3691 nt
Organism: Pimephales promelas (fathead minnow)
Lineage: Eukaryota; Metazoa; Chordata; Actinopteri; Cypriniformes; Leuciscidae
Gene: tmtc2b
Product: transmembrane O-mannosyltransferase targeting cadherins 2b
Biological process (GO): protein O-linked glycosylation via mannose
Cellular component (GO): endoplasmic reticulum membrane
Molecular function (GO): protein binding; mannosyltransferase activity
Source: RefSeq, a predicted model, not a curated record
CACGCGGCUCAAUCACGACAUUUAUUCGGCGUUCACUAUGCAUCACCUCAACACUCUCGGUGUAAGGACGCCCAAACACAGUAGACUGUACUGUAAAUACUACACGUGCCACAUCCACUUCACCUUACAGGAUUCUCUCCGCAAAUAACAUGGGUUAAGAGGAGGAUGUCUGGAUAAUUCAUUUCAACUCUUUGCAAGGAUGGGGACUCGGAGAUUGUUUUCUGGCAGAGGCAUUUUGACAAAGACGAAGAGAGAUAUCAAAGAAGGGCUUUAAUAUCAUCCUUCAACUCUUUCAUUUCAUUUCCUUUCCUUCUUUUCUGUUUUGAGAGAUGAUCGCAGAGUUGGUGUGCAGCGCCGUGGCACUGCUCCUCUAUGUCAACACUCUGGACGCCGAUUUCUGCUACGAUGACAGCCGUGCUAUCAAGACCAACCAGGACCUUCUCCCCGAAACACCUUGGAUCAACAUCUUCUACGAUGACUUCUGGGGGACCCUUCUCACCCACAGCGGUAGCCAUAAGUCCUAUCGCCCACUCUGCACACUCUCCUUUCGACUCAACUACGCCCUGGGUGCCUUAGAUCCCUGGGGUUACCACCUGGUCAAUGUGGUCCUACACUGUGCCACGACUGCCCUGUUCUCUAGCCUCUCAAGCCUGCUGCUUGGGUCGGGUUGCUGGAGCCUGCUGGCUGGGCUUCUCUUUGCCGCUCACCCCAUUCAUACCGAGGCCGUGGCGGGCAUUGUGGGCCGGGCCGACGUGGGAGCUGCCCUCUUCUUCCUUCUGGCCCUACGCUGCUACAUAUGCCAUUGUGCCAUGAAGACGAGUGCCCACAGGCGAAGCUGGACGUGGUUUUUGGCUACCUUGGCGUGUGCUUCCUUCAGCAUGCUGUGGAAGGAACAAGGCGUAACGGUGCUGGCUGUGGCUGCCAUGUACGAUGUGUUUGUCUUCCACGGGUUUAAGCUACAGCAGGUUCCCGCUCUUUUCCAGAAGAAGAAGAACCUGCACCUGCUGUUGAGCGUGUUUCUUCUGGGCUUCUGGGGUAUCAUCCUUCUAGCUUGCCGUCUUUACUGGAUGGGCAACAAACCUCCAAACUUCUCCAACUCGGACAACCCUGCAGCAGAUUGUCCCUGUUUCCUGACAAGAACGCUAACGUUCUUUUUCCUCCCCGCCAUGAACGUUUGGCUCCUCCUGUGCCCUGACAUGCUGAGUUUUGAUUGGUCAAUGGAUGCCCUGCCUCUUCUGAGGAGCAUUACAGAUUGGCGAAACCUCCACACCAUUGCCUUCUACGUCUCGCUUCUGAUGCUGGCGUGGUUUGGCCUUCGCCAAUACCCAACCAAAAGUAAGGAGACCAACGGGAAAGCCAAUCAUGUAGCAAAUGGGAAGUCCACGAACGGACACAGUUGUAGCUCUGAUCAUGAACUCUCGAGUUUUUACUCCAACUCAGUGCACGUGAAUGGAACAAACGGGACUGCAAAACACUAUUCGUCAUCUUUACCCACCACAGAGAGUUUGGUGGUCUUCUCAUUGGGUCUACUAGCCGUUCCCUUCCUGCCUGCCAUCAACCUGUUCUUCUAUGUGGGCUUUGUGGUGGCGGAGCGAGUACUGUACAUCCCUAGUAUGGGCUUCUGCCUGUUGGUAGCAGUGGGGAUGAGAGCUUUAUAUGUUAGAUUGAGGAGGAAGUCCUCCAGAACUUUGGUUCUAGGGUGCUCUGCCGCCCUGGUCCUUCUCUUUGGGAUUAAGACAGUGUUGAGGAACCGUGACUGGCAGAACGAGGAGAUGCUAUACAAGUCAGGAAUAUCUGUGAACCCUGCUAAAGCCUGGGGUAACUUGGGAAACGUCCUUAAGAACCAGGGAAAGGUGACGGAGGCCGAGCAAGCCUACAGGAACGCUCUGUACUACCGGAGGAACAUGGCUGACAUGUUGUAUAACCUGGGUCUGUUGCUCCAGGAAAACAAUAGAUUCUCAGAGGCCCUCCACUACUAUAAGCUGGCAAUUGGGAGCAGGCCAACACUGGCUUCCGCCUACUUGAACACAGGAAUUGUCCUGAUGAACCAGGGCCGUCUAGAGGAGGCCAAGCGCACCUUUGUCACUUGUGCCGAUAUCCCAGAUGAAAACCUGAAGGAUCCUCAUGCACACAAGAGCUCAGUCACCAGCUGCCUGUAUAACCUGGGAAAGCUUCUUCAUGAACAGGGUCACCAGGAGGAGGCUAUAUCGGUAUAUAAAGAAGCAAUUCAGAAGAUGCCCAGGCAGUUUGCCCCACAGAGCCUUUAUAAUAUGAUUGGAGAGGCCUACAUGAGGCUGAACAAAUUGACAGAGGCAGAACACUGGUAUAAGGAAUCUCUCCGAUCCAAGCCGGACCAUAUACCUGCACACCUCACUUACGGCAAGCUCCUGGCUAUGACGGGUCAGAAAACUGAAGCGGAGAAGUUCUUUCUCAAGGCAAUCGAGCUCGAUCCUACUAAAGGAAACUGCUAUAUGCAUUAUGGUCAGUUUUUGCUGGAGGACUCGCGGCUUUUGGAGGCUGCCGAAAUGGCAGAGAAAGCUGCCCAGUUGGACAGUGAAGAAUUUGAUGUGGUUUUCAGUGCAGCUCACAUGCUCAGGCAAGCCAGCCUCAAUGAUGCUGCUGAGAAGUACUACGGACAAGCAGCCAGCCUGAGACCCAAUUAUCCCGCAGCCCUCAUGAACCUUGGAGCUAUUCUCCAUCUCAAUGGCAAACUCCAAGAAGCGGAGGCCAAUUACCUGCGAGCCUUGCAGCUGAAACCGGAUGAUACCAUCACUCAGUCCAACCUGCGAAAACUGUGGAAUAUCAUGGAAAAACAAGGCUUAAGGACCAUGGCUCCUUGACUUGGACACAUUUGAUCUGACAGCUUCUCUGAAGUUGUAAAGGAAAUGUUCUCUCUGAGCUCUCAGUAAUGAGGUAAUUGACAUCCUAGGGCUGACAAAGAACAUCUUCAAAACCUGGGUUACCCAUGGGAUGCUUAAGCAUGCGAGAGCGGCUUCGUCUGGUAAAACUGAGACAUUCUGGAACAAUCUAGAACUGCGGAGCUCUUCAGACGUGUCGGGAGUCCUUAACUUGAAGUGGCCCAUAGAUGCAUACUUGAAGUCUCAUGAUAGAUUAGAUGUUAAUUAGUUAGUCAAUGCUUAAUAGUCUUGAAGGGCAAUAUUUGCCCUGGGACUGAGAAGGAAUUGAGAGUGCUACAACCCCCAUGAGGCUAUACUCUGCAUGUACAGUACAUUUAAAUGUCAUUUCUCUAUUCAUAUGAUUGGAAUCAUUAAUAUUUAAUGAGCACAUCAUGGCUGACAGAAACGCCUGGAGGCAAAAAAACGAUAAUAUCUUCUAAAAAUCAUCAAAAUAAUUAGGUAAAUAAUUAGCCAAACAUGUCAUAUGUCUUUCUAACUGUAAAAACAAACGCCAAUUGUCAAUGAUUGAUUUGUGAGGUUGUAGACUUAGGGUGUGUUCACACUUUUAGUUUGUUUCUCUUGGUUCUUUUGGUCUGGAUCAAAAAAAAGGAAAAUAAUUCAUUUAGUGUACCAGAGUUCGUUUUAAUCUAACCAAACCUGCCAAGUGUGUACACACCCUUAAUGACACUGUACAUAUGAGCACAGAUAAUAUGUGAAGUUUGGUUUGGGAUGUAGAAUUCUUAGCGAAUGCUUUUAAACGUUCCAUCAACGUUUUGUCAAUCCAGACAUGAUGA